AGACUCAGGGUAGGAAUGGCGGCUCAAAUUCCAAUUGUGGCCACCACUGCCGUCCCGGGGGUAGCCCGCAACAGCAAGAAGAGGCCAGCCAGUCCUUCCCACAAUGGCAGCAGCAGCGGCGGGUAUAGCGCCGGUAAGAAGAAGAAAGUGUCCGCCUCCAGCUUUGCACAGGGUAUCAACAUGGAAGCCAUGAGUGAGAAUAAAAUGAUGCCCUCUGAUUUUAGCACAGGACCCAUGGAAAAAACUUCCAAACCUUUACCAUUUAAGGAUCCCAACUUUGUGCAUUCUGGCCAUGGUGGUGCAGUAGCUGGCAAGAAGAAUAGAACCUGGAAGAACCUGAAACAAAUUCUCGCUUCUGAAAGGGCAUUACCGUGGCAACUAAACGAUCCUAACUACUUCAGUAUUGAUGCUCCUCCAUCCUUCAAACCAGCUAAGAAGUAUUCUGAUGUUUCAGGUCUUCUUGCCAACUACACCGACCCGCAGAGCAAGCUGCGGUUCAGCACCAUCGAGGAGUUUUCCUACAUUCGGAGGCUGCCAUCCGAUGUUGUCACCGGCUACCUGGCCCUGAGAAAGGCCACAAGCAUCGUCCCCUGAGCCUUGACAAGUGGCGAUGAAGUGGAAAACUACUUCAAAGCUAGACGUUGGGCUCACAGUUUCGUUUCAUGGAAACAUACUCAUUCUGCUGUCAAUCUGGAAAUGUCAGUGCUGUGCCUUGGAAAGAAUGUUUGGCUUUCAGGGUUUUUUUUCUAUGUUUUUCCUCCAAGUGUGAUAUUUCCUGUUGAGUUAAGUUAUAUUUCAUUUGUUGCCUAAAGUAAAGUCAUUUGACAAGAAAA
Messenger RNA from Miniopterus natalensis, 833 nucleotides. RefSeq names its product INO80 complex subunit C (gene INO80C). Gene Ontology annotation, cellular component: Ino80 complex. Gene Ontology annotation, biological process: chromatin remodeling. The record is from RefSeq and is a predicted model, not a curated record. Lineage: Eukaryota; Metazoa; Chordata; Mammalia; Chiroptera; Miniopteridae.